Somion occarium is the source of this 1299-nucleotide messenger RNA. The record is from the annotation of a GenBank genome assembly. NCBI's taxonomy places the organism in Eukaryota, Fungi, Basidiomycota, Agaricomycetes, Polyporales, Cerrenaceae.
GCCUCCCCUUCAAGUCGUGUAAAGAUGAAUCCAUGUAUAUAAUAGUAUGCUGUCGUUGUAUUCAAAUAGUAUAUUCAUUUUCUCUUACUCCUGGAUGCUUCUUACCUUGGAGCAACAAUUGCACCUUCUGAAUGUCCUAGGUGACUUCGGCUCAUCAUUGGCUGAGUUCUUCAUUGUUGUUCUUCAGAAUACUGCCUUCUCGCACCACACUGCAAUACUACCUUUGGGAGAUGACACGCCGGCUGUCCUGAAUGCCCUUUUUACGUAUGGAGCUUCCCACGCAUUCGCCGUUUGCUGGGCGCAUGAAUACAUCGAAAACCGAUAUGCAGAACAAAUACUAAAACUCACAAGCAAGGAGGCCGGUUGGCAUUUCGGAGCAAACCAUGCGAGCAUUGAGAAGCUGGAGGCGUUUGAUCUAGCCGCUAUGAGUCGCAAGAUGCAUCAUCGUGCACCAGAUGUCUGCCGUAUGGUUGGCCGGCUUCUCUCCGCAGAUUUGAAGGCUAAUGAAGGUCGUGACGCGCGGAGGAGAGCAAGAGAAGUGAAAGCUAAAGAAAACAGAGAGCAGCGAGCAGCAAGAAUGGACGUAGAUGAGUCAGAUGAUAGUGAUGAUUCCGCUAUGUACUGGGAUGGUCUCGAAGACCUUGAGAAUGUCACAAACGCACUGGCAGAAGAUCGACAUACCAUCUUGCGGAAACGUGUGAUCAUGAUCAGACAGGUGACUUGCCUCAGUCUCAUGAUGCAGAGCACCAAUCAACACUGCAAUGCAUUGCAAUCAAUGGUCGGACUCUAUCUGCAUACCUGUCAUGUACCCCAGGCAUCGCUGGACCUGCUUGCACAUAUGGGAUGUUCGAUAUCAACACUGUCAAUCAACAAUGCGAUCACGAGCCUGUCAAAUGAGUCCUCAGAAGUUAUCAAGAGAAUCGGAAGAAUGCUUCUUGCAAGCUACAUUUACGACAACCUUGAUGCAGACCUCAAAAUUUCAGUUCCUACUGUUGAGAAGCCACAAAAUAUGCUCAUACACAUCACCGCUGGUAUGCUGGUUCCUCUCGAACAUGGUGUGACCUUAGCAGACCUUGACUGCUCUGCUCAACUAUGGAAUAAAUCAAGACUCAAUUCAAACGCAUUGCCAAGUGACGUACUGGCGGGAAUAGACUUCUACAGGCUGACCACAAUUCAUGCUGAACAUGAAGAACACGAGUUGGGUCUCCUACGCCAUGAGUGAUUCAGUGCAUGGAUGAUCCUUCACACACUCGUCCACACGGUCCAGAGUUCUUUUGCAAAUACAAAAAGAUGCUGGGA